AUUUUAGGGAUUUUAUCAUAAAGUUACCUCGUUUUUUCUCGAGAGAAAUUCUGCCACUUACUAUGACAUAAUACAUACUUGAAGUUAUUUCUGUAAUCCCAUGCAAAUUAAGAUUCAAUGGACUCCUCAACAUAAACCCUCAGUAUAUGCUUCAUAAGAAGCUCAUAGUAUUAGCUACCAUCAAGGAAUUGAAUGGCGAUGUAUUAUUACGCCAGUAAACUGAAUGAAGCUUCAUGUAGUGGUUGCAAUAUAAAAGUGCCCCCAGCACCAACGGAGCCAGCACCAGUUCCCCCAACAUCCAGUAAUCAUGCUUCUCUAACUUCUGACCCAACUUUAUUACACGGCACUGGACUUUCAUACUAUGAUAAUGACGAUUAUUACUCAAUGGUGAGAGGUAAUAAGUUUAUGUCUGAAAACUCAUGUAAGCACAUAGUAAUGAAUGGUGGCAUUAAUUUUGUAGCUACUCAAAAAGUUGAAGGUCCACAGUUGUCUACAGUUCUUACUCCUGGUGUAAAGGCUAUUCCAAAUCAUCCCUACACAAAUUGCACUACUGAAAAAUCAGACAUAGAAUAUAGAGAUGGUCAAAUUGUGAGCGCCACAUUAGAUACACUGGUGGAAAUGCUUCGUCCUGGGGCAAGCAAAUCUUUCACGUUUACAUUUUUACUAUGUUCUCGACUCUACCUAAAACCUCAUGAAUUACUCAGCAAACUUUGUAAACUAUAUUUCAGAAACUAUGACAAAGUAGGAAAGGCAGAAGUCAAAGAUUUAGUCGAAAAAGAAUUGAAUGACAUGAUAGCUCUUGUGAGAGUGCUCCGUCAGUGGACAAGCAUGUUUCCUUAUGAUUUUCGUGAUGAUAGAGUAAUGGCCCUGGUUCGUAGUAUUACACAAAGAUGUGCAGCAGAACAUAUGGAAUCAGUUCGAGUUGAAAUGUCAACAACUUUAGAGAAAUUACUCGACAAACUAACAGCUUUAGAACAGUAUGAAGAGUCACUAGUGGAUAUAACUCAAGUGUCUUCACUGGAUCAGCUGUCUCAGGGCGACAUCCUGACACUCGGUCUAACCCCUGUCGAGCUGGCCAAUCAACUUACCAUAGUGGAGUUGCACAGACUAUCGUUUGUCGGUCCCGAAGAAUUCGUUCAGACAUUUGCUCCAAUCCAUCCACCGCAGUCCACGUCUGCCUGUAAAACUUCUAUAAGCCUACAUCAUAUCGAUACUAAGUGCACGAGAAAUCUAGAAGCGUACGCCGAUUGGUUCAACAGGCUGAGUUAUUUAGUUGCAACGGAUAUAUUGAAGGGAGUGAAGAGUAAAUACAGAGCUCGGGUGAUUGAACAGUGGGUGAUGACUGGAAGAGAAUGUUUUAAUCUUGGCAACUUUAAUUCUCUCAUGGCCAUAAUCAGUGCACUGAACAUGUCUCCGGUCAUGAGAUUGAAAAAAACCUGGAGUCGAACGUCAGCGGUUUGCGGUCAACAGUUGAGGCAGCUCGAAUUGUGCGUUGAACCUACAGGAAAUCAUGCGCGAUAUCGUGCGGCCCUGGCGGCUGCUCCUACUGAAACAGCCGUGCCGUUGCUUUCUGUUACGUGUAGAGACUUGCAUUUUGCUAAUCAGGGAUCCCCUUCCAGGUUGUCCGGUAAUCGCGUGAAUUUUGAAAAGUGCGCCCUGUUGAGUAAGCACGUUAGUACGCAGUUAGCUAGCAGACGGCUCACCACUGAUCAGUCACCGACACCCGCGCCUCCUUCACCUCACCCCUCUGUCUGGAGAUACCUCAACGACAGACCUACUCUCACCGAACCAGCAUUGGAAUUGGUAUCGUUUGAACGCGAGCCCCCUGUUGAUCAUCUGGAGAAAGAACGACUAAAACGUCUUCGCGGCUCGAGCUAA
Bombyx mandarina (wild silkworm) is the source of this 1878-nucleotide messenger RNA. Its product is annotated as ras-GEF domain-containing family member 1B. The record is from RefSeq and is a predicted model, not a curated record. Gene Ontology annotation, biological process: Ras protein signal transduction. Gene Ontology annotation, cellular component: plasma membrane. NCBI's taxonomy places the organism in Eukaryota, Metazoa, Arthropoda, Insecta, Lepidoptera, Bombycidae. Gene Ontology annotation, molecular function: guanyl-nucleotide exchange factor activity.